GGUUGCGGUCGAGGUCACCUCACAACCACUGAGGUGGCAACCGGCAGCCUUUGCCAAAACUACAGAGAAGUAAGUGGUCAAUUGGACUUGUGCUCUGAAGCACCCAUGGCAUGUAUGGAGGUCUUGCAAGUCACCAGAGAGGGAGUUCCAUCCGUGGAGUGCCACGGUGUGGAUUGGAGCUUGCACACUACACCGUGCCAGGGCCGGCCUGAUGAAAGUGGGGCAAAGAACAGAUUCCUAGUUACGACUGCUGAAUGCUACGAGCAGCAUUGUAAAGCUGCAGUACAGGAAGCCAAAGAAGAACCUGCCCGGCCCUCUCUUGCCCUCCUUGCGGUAUCAUCAUUGUCCCCAGAAAUUACCACAGCCGGUCAUUUCACCUGCUCCAACUUUUCAAAGGAAGAGAAGGAGACGGCCUCCAAAAAUGCCUGUUGCUGUGAAUCGGAAACGUCCUUCACCUGUGUAGAUGAAAACACCAACCACCUCAAUCACCCAGGGAGUCUUGCACAUCGUAGCUGUUGCCAAGACCAAGAGUUCCUUCCCCACCCUGACCCGGACACAGAGAUGCCUUCAGAAUGGCCCUAUGAUCCACCUUCCUUAAUUUCCGAGGAAGAGGAGGAGGAUGGCUCCGAAGCAGCUGGUGGAAAAUCUAUUGAUUACAGCUUUAUCAGUGCCAUCUUGUUCCUGGUCGUUGGGAUUUUGUUGGUGAUUGUUUCCUAUGUGGUGCCCAGAGGCGUAACUGUGGAUCCCAGCACAGUGGCAGCACGGGAGAUGGAGCGCCUGGAGAAGAAGAGCGCCCGGAUUGGGGCUCACCUAGAUCGGUGUGUAAUUGCUGGGCUCUGUCUCUUGACCCUGGGAGGUGUUGUGUUGUCCAGUUUACUGAUGAUGCAAAUGUGGAAAGGAGAACUCUACAGAAGGAGCCGCUUUGCAGCUUCGAAGGAGUCAGCCAAGCUGUAUGGAUCUUUCAAUUUCCGAGUGAAAUCCUCUACAAGUGAUAAUAUGGAGUUGUCACUCGUGGAAGAGGAAGCUCUUGCAGUAACAAGUUAG
Molecule: messenger RNA, 1044 nt
Organism: Pseudonaja textilis
Lineage: Eukaryota; Metazoa; Chordata; Lepidosauria; Squamata; Elapidae
Source: RefSeq, a predicted model, not a curated record